AUGAGUUUUGAUGAAACUACUCAGGAAGAUGGGGAGGAGGAGCAGGCCGUAGCUGCUGUCUCGCUUGCUCAAGUAAAACACAUUAUUCUCAUAUUGUCAGGUAAAGGUGGGGUGGGCAAGAGCUCAGUAACCAUUCAGACGGCACUAUCCCUGUGCAUAAUGGGCUACAAAGUCGGUGUACUCGACAUUGAUUUAACGGGCCCCUCACUACCUCGGAUGUUUGGACUAGAGGGCAAAUCUAUCUUUCAAGGUGCGGAUGGUUGGAUGCCCGUUAAAGUGGAUACUAAUGCUGAAGCAUCUCUGAGCGUGAUGUCUCUAGGGUUUUUGCUUGGUGACAGAGGCAACAGUGUGGUUUGGAGGGGUCCCAAAAAGACAGCUAUGAUAAAGCAGUUUAUUAAAGACGUUUAUUGGGGUGAGUUAGACUAUUUACUGAUUGAUACGCCUCCUGGGACAUCCGACGAACAUAUCUCGAUUGCAGAAAAUCUACGUUAUGCCGAGCCCGAUGGGGCUCUCGUCGUAACAACACCGCAGAGUGUUGCAACUUCUGAUGUCAAAAAGGAGCUGAAUUUCUGUAAGAAGGUGAACCUAAAUGUCUUGGGUAUCAUUGAGAACAUGUCUGGUUUUAUCUGCCCGUACUGUGCAGAAUGUACGAACAUAUUUUCAAGUGGUGGGGGAGAAAGACUAGCAAAAGAGUUUGAGGUGCCUUACUUGGGGAACAUCCCGAUAGACCCCAAGUUUGUGGAACUAAUUGAAAACCAAAAGACAGAAGAAAAGACCUUAACUGAACUGUAUGAGGCGUCACCAAUAUACCAAAUUUUCAAGGAUAUAAUGCAAAGAGUUUUGGACCAAAAGCAUCCUGGACGUAUGAGUUAA
Huiozyma naganishii CBS 8797 is the source of this 873-nucleotide messenger RNA. RefSeq names its product iron-sulfur cluster assembly protein CFD1 (gene CFD1). The transcript has a single exon. The record is from RefSeq and is a predicted model, not a curated record. Gene Ontology annotation, molecular function: ATP binding; ATP-dependent FeS chaperone activity; 4 iron, 4 sulfur cluster binding. Lineage: Eukaryota; Fungi; Ascomycota; Saccharomycetes; Saccharomycetales; Saccharomycetaceae. Gene Ontology annotation, biological process: iron-sulfur cluster assembly. Gene Ontology annotation, cellular component: cytosol. The coding region runs from base 1 to 873 and encodes 290 amino acids.